Patiria miniata (bat star) is the source of this 1380-nucleotide messenger RNA. RefSeq names its product glycine receptor subunit alpha-2-like. Bases 12 to 1205 code for a protein of 397 amino acids. The transcript is spliced from 9 exons. NCBI's taxonomy places the organism in Eukaryota, Metazoa, Echinodermata, Asteroidea, Valvatida, Asterinidae. Gene Ontology annotation, biological process: chloride transmembrane transport; regulation of membrane potential; signal transduction. The record is from RefSeq and is a predicted model, not a curated record. Gene Ontology annotation, cellular component: synapse; membrane; neuron projection. Gene Ontology annotation, molecular function: chloride channel activity; extracellular ligand-gated monoatomic ion channel activity; neurotransmitter receptor activity.
CGAGCUCAAACAUGACUCAUUUCGUCAGCAAAAGUCUUGUCUUUGUCAUUACAUUUUUCAUUGGAAUCGUUGGGUGCAAGUCAGCCAGUAAUUCCUCGCAGCUAAUCUUGGAUGAAAUUCUCAAGGACUACGACUAUCGCGUCCGACCAAACUCUACUAAUGCGCCCGUCGUUGUAACGGUUGAGCUUGGUGUUGAACGCAUCGGUGAUAUCAGCGAAAGCGCGAUGGAGUUUUCAGCUACGGUCUUCGUGAUUGAGAAGUGGACGGACGAACGACUUCAAUUCAAGGACAAAGAUCCCAUUCGUCUGUCCGGCGACGACAUCUACAGGAUCUGGAUCCCUGACUUGUUCUUUCCGUUCGAGGCCGAGGCCAAACUCCACGAAGUCACCAUUCCCAACCAGAGGGUAGUUCUGUACCACGACGGCCAGGUCAAACUCAUAUUACGAGCAACUUUGAAGCUUGCGUGUCCCAUGGAUCUCACGCGAAUUCCGAUGGACGAACAAAGCUGUGACAUAACGAUGCUGAGCUAUCAGUAUGCCUCGACUGACUUGGUCUUGCAGAUUGCUGAGGAGGAUUUUCAGCUGCCGGGGGAACCCGAGCUAUCAAGGUUCCGAGUUAUCGGCAAAGAAACCAAGAUGUAUGAUAUCCAAUACGGAUUAGAGGUACACAGUUGCGCCAAGGCAAUCAUCAACCUCCAGCGUCGCUUAGAGACUUACGCCCUCACCGUUUACAUGCCCAGCAUCCUGCUGGUCAGCAUCGCCUGGAUGUCCUUCUGGAUUGACCCCAAGGCAGUUCCGGCCAGGGUCACUCUGGGGGUCACCCUCAACUUGUCCCUCAACACCAUGUCCAGCGGUACGGCCGAGGUCAUGCCGGUCGGAGGAGGGGUCAAAGCUCUGGACGUGUGGCUAAUCGUCUGUCAAGCUUUUGUCUUCAUGGCAUUAGUCGAAUACACAGUCGCCAAUUCCUCCAUGACGAAUGAGUAUUACAAACAACUGAAGUACAGGAAGGCACAGAGGAAACAGCAGAGCAUGAAGAAAAGCCCUGACGGGGAGUUGCCGGCAGAGGAGAAGUUACAAGAGUACAACUCUAAGACUGAGGAUCCCGUGGAGCUUGCGUAUGUCUGGGACAAGGCCUUCAGAUACGCCUUCAUCAUCUGCUUCUUGAUCUUCAACGGGAUAUACUGGUUCGCUUAUCUCUACAUGUAGAAGGUCACUCAAACAAACCACCGAAAAGUACCAAGUUUUAAGAUAUGGUGGCACAAUAGGAGGACCCAAAUUAAGCAUGCACUCCACUACAAUAGCCAUGGUGACAACCAUAUCUCAAAAAGGCCAAUUAGUGGGGCAGAUCGGGGUAUUAUUUGGGGGAAUUGUGCCUUUGAUG